Messenger RNA from Clonostachys solani, 279 nucleotides. The record is from the annotation of a GenBank genome assembly. Lineage: Eukaryota; Fungi; Ascomycota; Sordariomycetes; Hypocreales; Bionectriaceae.
AUGAAGUUCGCCAUUGCCUCCCUCUUCCUCGCCGUCUCCGGCCUGAUCAACGCCCUCCCCGCCUCUGAGGCUGAGGCCGAAGUUUCCAACUUAUCCGUCAGAGCGAAAGCCGGAGAAUCUUGCAGCAAGUCCGGUAGUGUUACCUGCCACGCCAUAAAAGGCCAACCGAAAACUUCCAUUCUCGUUUGCUCCAACGGCAAGUGGAAAACUCAGAGCACUUGUGCUAAGGGAACCUCGUGCAAAUACGAUAGUGGUAAGAACUGGGCCUGGUGCGGGUAA